UUGGCUGACCCAGGCUGUUUUUUUUUCUUCUUUUUUUUCUUUUCCUUUCCUCUUUUUCCCUUUUUCAGCAAUCUGCCGAGCGCUGUGUGAGCACGUUGCUGGAUCUUAUCCAGACCAAGGUCAACUACGUGGUGCAGGAAGCGAUUGUGGUUAUCAAGGACAUUUUCCGCAAGUACCCAAACAAGUACGAAAGCGUGAUCGCUACCUUGUGUGAGAACCUGGACUCCCUCGACGAACCGGAAGCCAGGGCCGCCAUGAUCUGGAUCGUGGGAGAAUAUGCCGAGCGCAUCGACAAUGCGGAUGAGCUGCUGGAGAGCUUCUUGGAGGGCUUCCAUGAUGAAAGCACCCAGGUCCAGCUUCAGUUGCUGACGGCCAUCGUGAAGCUCUUUCUGAAGAAGCCCACCGAGACGCAAGAGGUGGUGCAACAGGUGUUGAGUCUGGCCACGCAGGAUUCGGAUAACCCAGACUUGAGGGACCGGGGCUAUAUCUACUGGCGCCUUCUCUCCACGGAUCCCGUGGCAGCCAAGGAAGUGGUCCUGGCCGAAAAGCCUCUCAUAUCCGAGGAGACCGACCUGAUCGAGCCUACCUUGCUGGACGAGUUGAUCUGCUACAUCGGCACGCUGGCCUCGGUCUACCACAAGCCCCCCACUGCGUUCGUGGAGGGGAGUAGAGGCAUCGUCCACAAAAGCCUCCCGCCCCGCACAGGCUCUUCAAACAGCAGCGAGAGUGCCGAGAGCCCAGACGCGGUGUCCGCCGGAGUGCCGCCUUCGGAGCAGCCGGCCGUCAUCCCCACCCAGGGGGAUCUCUUGGGGGAUCUGUUGAACCUCGAUCUCGGGCCCCCGGUCAGCAGCCCUCCCGUUGCUACCUCGUCGGUGCAGAUGGGAGCCGUCGAUCUUCUUGGUGGGGGCUUGGAUAGUCUGAUGGGAGGGCCAAGUUUUACAGCUCCCAGUACCGUCAUGCCCUCCAACCUGGGAGGACUCCUCGGCGGGGGGCUGGGAGACCUCUUCGACCUGGCCGGAGGUGUGAGCAACCUGUCGGGCUCCCAUGUCGCUCCCAAAACCGUGUGGCUCCCUGCAGUAAAGGCCAAAGGCCUGGAAAUCUCAGGAACGUUCAGUCGCCGGGCUGGUUCCCUCUCCAUGGACAUCACGUUGUCCAACAAAGCCUUGCAGGUCAUGUCAGAUUUUGCCAUCCAGUUCAACCGGAACAGCUUCGGUCUGGCCCCUGCUGCCCCUCUGCAAGUCCACACCCCUCUCGCCCCCAACCAGAGCGUGGAGAUCUCUCUUCCCCUCAACACCGUCGGUUCAGUCAUGAAGAUGGACCCCCUGAAUAAUCUCCAGGUGGCUGUGAAAAAUAAUAUUGAUGUCUUCUACUUCAGCACCCUGUAUCCUCUGUACAUUCUCUUCGUGGAAGACGGGAAAAUGGAACGGCAGAUAUUCCUGGCCACGUGGAAGGACAUUCCCAACGAGAACGAAGCCCAGUUCCAGAUUAAAGACUGUCCGCUUAGCGCAGAUGCCGCGAGCAGCAAGCUGCAAGGUAACAAUAUCUUCACCAUCGCCAAGAGGAAUGUGGAAGGACAGGACAUGUUAUACCAGUCCCUCAAGCUCACGAACGGCAUUUGCGUCCUGGCUGAGCUGAGAAUUCAGCCCGGGAGUCCUAACUUCACGCUCUCCUUGAAGUGCCGUGCUCCCGAAGUCACCCAGCACGUUUUCCAAGCUUACGAAACCAUCCUGAAAAACUGAGGCUGCCCGGUCGUCCUUCCUCCAGAGCAAGCGGCGACGGAAACUCAACGGGGACCAAGUUGUGGCAAACAAAACAAAAAAACACAAAAUUCCACCCCUCCCCCCCAAAAACCCACCACCCAUCCCUAUUCCCCACCCCCACCCCACUCCACCCUGUUUGGAAGACCGAUAUUUUGGGGGGAUCAGACGGCUGGCAUGUGGGCAAGCUUUUGCGAGAGUCCCCUGCGGAAGUCGGAAAACGGAGCAGCAGGGGUGGGGUGAAGGAGAUCCGGCUCCCUAUUUUUGUGUGCGCGUGCGUGUGUGUGUGCGUGUGCGCAUGUGUGUGUGUGUCAAAGCCUGCUGUGUUCCUCUGCUGAGGCCGCCCUUGUGUCCUUGAGGCGCUUUGCGUGUUGAAAACACAGGCUGUGCGAGCGCCGUGCUGCAGCUGCAGCUGGGAAACGUUUCCCAGCAUCCUUCGGCAUUUCCUCAUGCUGGUCUCGCUAUCCUCCCACCUACAUCAAUAAAUAAAAUCAAUGAUGACCACCUCCAGAG
Messenger RNA from Pseudonaja textilis, 2270 nucleotides. NCBI's taxonomy places the organism in Eukaryota, Metazoa, Chordata, Lepidosauria, Squamata, Elapidae. The record is from RefSeq and is a predicted model, not a curated record.